This is a messenger RNA of Dendrobium catenatum, 1318 nucleotides long. RefSeq names its product cationic peroxidase 1. The transcript is spliced from 5 exons. Lineage: Eukaryota; Viridiplantae; Streptophyta; Magnoliopsida; Asparagales; Orchidaceae. The record is from RefSeq and is a predicted model, not a curated record. Gene Ontology annotation, molecular function: peroxidase activity; heme binding. Bases 1 to 1125 code for a protein of 374 amino acids. Gene Ontology annotation, biological process: response to oxidative stress; hydrogen peroxide catabolic process.
AUGGCGGAGAGAGCCUUUACAAAACCUCCUUCACCAACCCGGCGUGGCGGAGUGCCGAAACUCUGUUUCGCCCUCCUGGCGACCGGCAGAGAACUUGCAGCCAGUCUUGCGAGUUGUGAAUCGCAUCUCUCAAACUCUCAAGCAUCCGACGUUGAAGAGCCUUCGUUUUCGCAGCCUUCUCGCUUCGCCGUCGCUUCCUUGUUCUUCACCAUUCGCAUUCCCUACCUCCGGUCUGCUUGUUCAGUCCAAUACUUACCUGGACUUAUUGGCGGCGAAUGCAUUACUGCUGUGGGGUUUCUAUUAAAUCGAUGCCGUAGAGGCCUAGACCUUGCACCUCGUCUUCUUGGUAAGAUCCUACGGAGGGACGAAGAUAUUGUGCAUGGUUGUGAUGGCUCAGUUUUGCUCGAUGAUACGGCCAAUUUUACUGGAGAGAAAACAGCUUUUCCAAACAAAAAUUCACUGAGAGGUUUCGAUGUGAUCGAUAGCAUAAAGUCACAGGUCGAGGCUGUCUGCACUCAGAUAGUUUCUUGUGCUGAUAUUCUUGCUGUAGCUGCUCGUGACUCCGUUGUUGCUUUGGGGGGGCCUUCAUGGACGGUGAAGCUUGGGAGAAGAGACUCAACUACAGCAAGUCUCAGCACGGCCAAUAGUGAUCUUCCUGGUCCAAAUCUUGACUUGAGUGCUCUCAUCACAGCUUUUUCCAACAAAGGCCUCUCCACUACGGACCUCAUCGCCCUCUCAGGAGCUCACACAAUUGGUCAGGCAAGAUGCGUUACAUUUCGCAACCGAAUCUACAAUGAAACAAACAUAGACUCUUCAUACGCCAGCUCGUUACAAGCCAACUGCCCAAGUGUUGGAGGAGACGAUAAUUUCUCAGAUCUCGACGUCCAGACUCCAACUACGUUCGACAACAACUACUAUGUGAAUUUAGUUAACAACAAGGGUCUUUUACACUCAGAUCAGCAGCUCUUUAAUGGAGGAUCUACAGACUCUCAAGUGAAAUCCUACACAACAAAUUCUGAUCAGUUCUCUACUGACUUUGCUGCGGCAAUCAUCAAUAUGGGGGAUUUGAAUCCUCUCACAGGCACACAAGGGGAGAUCAGGAUUAGUUGCAGAAAGAUUAACUAGCUAGUAUGUUGAAUCAUGAAUGUUUUAAAUAAUAUAUAUAAAUGUAACAAUGUUGGAUUAUUAGCUAUCUACUACAUCAAUGCUAUAUGUUCCUUUGUUAUGUUAUCAGUUUUAAUUUGUUAAGGCCAUUAAGUUGUGGCUUAGUGUACAAGGAGUAUAGUGAUGGCUGUUUUGUCACUGGUAGUGCAAAGCA